AAGAGAUUUACUAUAGAAAAAAGAGCAAUGGGUUUCUUGACGUCUCUCUUAUGCGGUUUUCUUCUCGCAAUGGUAUUUUCUGUAUCUAAUGGAGACCCUUUAGUUCCAGCAUUGUGCAUAUUUGGUGACUCUGUAGUUGAUGUUGGAAACAAUAACAACUUAAGCACUCUCAUCAAGGCAAAUUUUCCACCUUAUGGAAGAGAUUUUGUUACCCAUAAACCCACCGGAAGGUUCUGCAAUGGAAAGCUUGCCACAGACUUCACUGCUGAAUAUCUUGGGUUCACUUCAUACCCACCGGCUUACCUGAGCCGAGAAGCUAGAGGGAAAAGAGUUCUUGCUGGUGUCAACUUUGCCUCUGCUGCUUCUGGUUAUUAUGAAAGGACUGCUCGACUGUUUCGUGCUCUGACGUUGAAACAUCAACUAAAAUAUUACAAGUUGUGGCAAAGGAAAGUAGUGAAUCUGGUAGGGAGGACCAACGCUACUAACAUUUUCUCAAGAGGAAUACAUCUUAUAAGUGCAGGAAGCAGUGAUUUCAUGCAAAACUACUAUAUAAAUCCACUACUCAACAGAGUCUACUCACCUGAUCAGUUCUCAGAUAUCCUCAUGAAGUCUUACUCUACAUUCGUUCAGAACCUCUAUGAUCUGGGAGCAAGGAGGAUUGGGGUUACAACUCUGCCACCAACUGGUUGUUUGCCAGCUGCCAUCACUUUGUUCGGCAGAGGAACCAAUGAGUGUGUUGCAAAACUGAACAAAGAUGCUAUCUCUUUCAACAAGAAGCUAAACAGUACAUCUCAAAAGUUAAAGAGCAAGCUUCCUGGCAUCAAGCUUGUAGUCUUCGACAUCUACCAACCUCUCUUUGAUCUGAUCACAAAACCUGCAGAAAGUGGAUUUUUCGAAUCAAGAAAGGCAUGCUGCGGGACUGGUACACUAGAAACAUCAUUCCUUUGUAAUGCCAGGUCCAUUGGAACAUGCUCCAAUGCUACAAAUUAUGUCUUCUGGGAUGGAUUUCAUCCCUCACAAUCGGCAAAUGAGAAGUUAGCUCAAAGUCUGUUGGAACAGGGUUUUGACCUCAUAUCUUAAAGCCUCAACGCUGCAGAAUGGUCGACUU
This is a messenger RNA of Solanum stenotomum, 1108 nucleotides long. RefSeq names its product GDSL esterase/lipase At5g03820-like. Gene Ontology annotation, molecular function: hydrolase activity, acting on ester bonds. The record is from RefSeq and is a predicted model, not a curated record. Lineage: Eukaryota; Viridiplantae; Streptophyta; Magnoliopsida; Solanales; Solanaceae. Bases 28 to 1080 code for a protein of 350 amino acids. The transcript is spliced from 5 exons.